Messenger RNA from Cariama cristata (Red-legged seriema), 948 nucleotides. It is a transcript of the gene B4GALT3, whose product is annotated as UDP-Gal:betaGlcNAc beta 1,4- galactosyltransferase, polypeptide 3. Gene Ontology annotation, biological process: carbohydrate metabolic process. The record is from RefSeq and is a predicted model, not a curated record. Lineage: Eukaryota; Metazoa; Chordata; Aves; Cariamiformes; Cariamidae. Bases 1 to 948 code for a protein of 315 amino acids. Gene Ontology annotation, molecular function: glycosyltransferase activity. The transcript is spliced from 5 exons.
AUGCUCCUCUCUCGUAUCGAAAAUCCUUGUUUUCUACUGUUUCUGUUUGUCUUCCAAACAAUAUUUAUCCUGAUACUCUACCGAGGUGGACCUUCAAAUGUGUUUCGUGGGUUUUUAGACUCGCAUCAGGUUCUGGAUUACUCAAAAACUCAUGAUGUGUAUACAAACCUCAGCUUGUUUACUCAGGCUCCUAGUGAAGAAGCUAUGCCGUACUGCUCCGCGCAGUCACCGAUAUUUGUUGGGCCAUUAACCAUCACCUUCAGGGUGCUCCCUAGUGAAAGAGUGAUCAUCAAAAAAAAUCCUUUUGUUCAGUCUGGUGGCCAUUACAGGCCACCUCACUGCUUGGCCCGCUACAAAUCGGCGAUCCUUGUAGCCUACAGGAACCAGGAGAAGUACCUUCACCAUCUUCUCUACUAUAUUCAUCCUUUCUUGCAGCGCCAGCAGCUCAGUUACAGUAUUUACUUGAUUCAGCAGGUGGGGAAUGGUACAUUUAACCGAGCAAAGCUGCUUAAUGUUGGUGUCCGGGAAGCCCUGAAGGAUGAAGACUGGGACUGCCUUCUCCUGCACGAUGUCGACCUAGUACCUGAGAAUGAUUAUAAUCUCUAUGUUUGUGAUGAAUACUAUCCCAAGCAUAUGGCUAGUGCCAUGGAUAAGUUUCAGUACACUCUGCCAUAUAAGUCCUUCUUUGGGGGCGUAUCUGCCCUAACUCCAGAACAUUACAUGAAGAUGAAUGGGUUUCCAAACACGUACUGGGACAGCGGUGGUGAAAAUGAUGACAUUGCUACAAGGUAUUCUUCCUUCCUCAGGCCUACUUCCCGACACAACACCAGGAAAACAUGGAAAGAUGAUGGAAUGAAUUCAUUAGAGUUCAAGCUCCUUUCCAGGACAAAGCAUCCUCUUUAUACCAACAUCACUGUGGACAUUGGAUAUGUUCCCCCAUUUUCUUAA